Vespula vulgaris is the source of this 2221-nucleotide messenger RNA. RefSeq names its product RNA-binding protein 28-like. Gene Ontology annotation, molecular function: RNA binding. The record is from RefSeq and is a predicted model, not a curated record. Lineage: Eukaryota; Metazoa; Arthropoda; Insecta; Hymenoptera; Vespidae. The transcript has 9 exons. Bases 170 to 1960 code for a protein of 596 amino acids.
GCAUUCUAUAACCAAAAUUAGUUAAAAAACACACGUGUUGUUUUAAUAGUAAUGUACAAUUCAAAACUUCAAAAUUUUAACAAAAUAUUAUAUAUUUCAUUUUUUAAAACUUACCUAUAAUAUUUCCUGCUUUUUUUAACGUUUAUUCUAAACCAUAGCAACUAGAAAUAUGAAUUCGUUAAAGAAUAAAGAUAUUUAUAAACAAAAAAGACGGAAGAAAAGAGCAAGAAUAAUAAUAAGAAAUUUGCCAUUUCAAAUCACACAGGAUAGUUUAAAAGAUUAUUUUGGUAAAUAUGGAAAAAUUGAAGAAGUAAAAAUAUUAAUUAAAGCUGAUGGAAAACCUGUUGGUUGUGGAUUUAUUCAAUUCGAGCAAGUACAAAGUGCAGCAAAAGCAAUACAUUAUGCAAACUUAAAGCCACUUCAAGGUAGAUCUAUUGUAGUUGAUUGGGCAAUACCUAAACAUAAAUUUAAUAAAAAUAAAGCAGAAGAUAUAAAAGAUGAAAAUAAUGUUGAUGUUACCAUUAAGAAAGAACCAGAUGAAUAUGAUGAUGAUGAUAAAUCGAUAGUACAACCUAUAGAAAAAAUAAACCUAUCAAAUAAUUCGAAUGAUAAUAUGGAUGUCUCAGAUAAGGAAGAUGAAGAGGAUAUGGAAGAUUUAUCAAAGGAGGGAUACCAAGAUAUAAAAGAUGAAGAAGUGAUAGAAGAAUUCUUGGAAGACAAAAUAAAUGACGAAGAUGAAAAUAUGAAAAAGAAUUCAAAAUGUAUUUCCAAUGAUGUUCACGAAGGAAAAACUGUAUUUUUGAAAAACGUACCAUUUUCUGUGAAAAAUGAAGAACUUAAAAAAUAUAUGGAACAAUUCGGUCCAGUUUAUUAUGCUCUUAUUUGCGUAGACUCUUUAACGGAGCAUUCUAAAGGAACAGCUUUCGUUAAAUUUAAGAAUAUAGAAGAUGCUGAAAAAUGCUUAUCAGCGGGAACAGAACUACGUUUACGUGAUGCUAUUCUCGAAGCACAUAGAGCUCUUCAUAAAAAUGAUAUUACGAAUAAAAAUAAUCUGAAACAUCAAAAAGAGAAAGAUUCGAGGAAUUUAUAUCUUGUAAAAGAAGGAGUGAUAAUGGCUGGAAGUCCAGCUGCGGUAGGUGUAUCAGCUACAGAUAUGGCAAAACGAUUACAACUUGAACGUUGGAAAUCUCAAAUACUGCGUAAUUUAAACAUGUUUGUUUCAAGGGUACGCCUAGUGGUUCAAAAUUUGCCAGCAUCAUUGGAUGAUGUUAAACUUAGAUUAAUUUUUAAAAAAUAUAGUGGUACUAAGGCAAUUAUUAGAGAGGCAAGAAUUAUGCGUGAUUUAAAAAAUAUAGAUUCGAAGGGUGUAGGAAGGUCUAAAGAAUAUGGAUUCGUAACAUUCACCAAACACGAAGAUGCUCUCAAAGCUUUACGAGCUAUAAAUAAUAAUCCAAAUAUUUUUAGUCCGCACAAGAGGCCGAUAGUUGCCUUUUCAAUAGAAAAUCGUAUCAUGGUGAAUGCCAAACAAAGAAGAAUUCAAAAGAGUCAAGCACGGAAUCCACUUUAUUCAGGAAAUAAAGAUCAGAAACAAAAUAAAAAUGUCAAUAAAAUGCACUCGAUAGAAGAAACGAAAAUUGAAGAUAAGAAUGAAUUGGAAAAUGACAAAAAAUCUUUCUCAGGUGUUAAAAGUAAACCUGGAGAAACGAAGAUUAGAUCAAAAUUCAAUUUGAAAAAUCAAGGUAUCCUGCACAGUAAAAUAAUAAAGAAAGAAAAAAAGGCAGCAAAACACGAUCACAGUAGAAAAACAAAAUUGGAAAAAGCAAAGAAAGAGUUGAAGACUAAGCAAGUUACUAAAAAAGCUGAUGCGGAAGAAGCAAACUUCAAUAAACUCGUAAACAGUUAUAAAAGUAAAUUAUUAGCAUUAGGUCCAACCAGAUCAAAAUGGUACGACACUUUAUAAGAAAAAGAUGAAGAAAAAUUUUAAUUUUUUAAAUCAUAUUUAAGUAAAUAAUUAAGACAUUCAUGUAAUAACUUCUGUCCAUUUUAAUGUUUAACUUCUAAUAUUUAUCACUGAUGAAUCAAGGUAAUAUGUACGAAAUUGAUUAAUCAAGAUAAUAUGUACGAAAAAAUGUAAUAUUUUAAUAUUGAUUUCAAAAACAGUGAUAUUGAGAUUACUCGAUUUAUCCAAGUUAUUAAUCAUUGAUCGAAUGACAAAAUAUCA